Messenger RNA from Linnemannia hyalina, 2325 nucleotides. The record is from the annotation of a GenBank genome assembly. Lineage: Eukaryota; Fungi; Mortierellomycota; Mortierellomycetes; Mortierellales; Mortierellaceae.
AUGUCCAACAACCUUCUGAACCUGUUCUGUCUUGUCGACGGAGAGGCCACCACCAACGCGUUCCCUGUCGAGAUCGAGUCAACCAAGACCAUCGGCGAUCUCAAAGGCGCAAUCUUACGCAAGAAACCCAACGAUUUCCGCGAUGUUGAUGCGAACAAGCUCUCCCUCAGCCGUGUCUCCAUUCAUGACGAUGGAGCCAUUCACGACAAGACGGAGCUGAACAACCCUAGAGCACUCCUCUCCACGCUGUUUGCCGCAAGUCCCGACGACAACACCUACAUUAUCGUCCAGCGACCUCCUCAAGUCCAUGCACCUGUCCCUGCCCGUCCCUCCCCUCCACAGCUCAAGUCUAUUCCGAAGGAUCUCCUCGAGCAGGAACUGGAAGUCAUUCUCAAUGACAUCCAGCUUCGCCCUACCACCCCCUCUGUUGAUCCAAUGGAAGUUGAGGCUUUCCAGAAUGAAGCACUAGGACCCUUUUUCAAGAGGACUCUUCCGCAUGGUGAAACAGCAAGAGACAUCAAGCUGGUGAUGCUGGGACUUGAGCUGGACAAGCUGACAAGGACGAGCGACGGCGAAACCUUGCAUUCUAUUGUGGAGGAUGACAUCGGCAAAUACUGUGACCGUCGCGUAGUAGCUAUGGUUGCUCCAUCUGGAUCUGGAAAGACUGCGACUGUAGUUGACCUCGCGAGCAAGCAUUUUGUGAUCUAUUGUGUUUGUUGCAUCCCGAGCACCACCAUCUCUCCCGGCUUCAAGGACCCGAAUUUUAUCACGCUUGCAGAAGACAUUGAGAGCAUGUACCGGUCCGUUAUUCACAGGAAUCAAGGCCGUUCGCAGUGCGCAAAGGACAUCGAUUCCGAAGUCAAGGCCCUAGCAGGGGAACGCGUCAAGCUCGAAUUCCUUGCAAGGCUGCUCUUUCUUCAGCAUCUCCUCGACGACAACCCUGAUCUAGAACCCCUGCAGUUCUUCCGUGAACAGACCACCAAAGGUGCCUUCACUAUUGGCGACCUGGUCUACAAAUUGAAGGAGUACGACCACAACACAAUCCAAGCCAUGCUCAGCAAAGUCCAAGCCAAGCUUCAGUCUAUCCUUGUUUCCAAACGACUUGGACUGGUGAUUGCCCUGGACGAGGCUCAAAUGCCCUCUUCGACAGCAAAGAACCAAAUCCAAUCCAAGUUCCGUCGUGGUUUCCUCACACCCUUAUCCGCAACGCUGAGCAACAUGCGGGCAACACUGGUGAUUCUUGGCACCGCACUCUCAUUGCAAGAUGCCGAUCAUGUGUACUCGGCCAUCGCCAAACCCACCAAUUUCUCGAGGAUUACUGAAUUUCCCCGAUUCAAUGAAAAAGACGUUAUCAAGACCCACUCGAAGCUAGUCGACAUGUCAGACUGUGAAAUCCCGCCCGCCAAACGCCGCAAGCUAACCGGACGAGUCCGAUUUUCCAUUGACGUCGUCGAACGCCUUGCCACACGCUGCUCUACUCAGGACUCGAAACAAGCUAUUCUCGAUGACGCUGUUGACAAGUCGAUUGAGCAUACAAUGAAUGGGCUUCGGAUCGGAGUACGCACUAUUCUCGAGAGCGACAAAACAAACGAGGCAGCUCGGCUUCUUAGUCGAAUGGUCUUGGCCUAUCAUCUCCAAGAUGCCAAAAUUUCGUUCUCGAGCCAACUGCAGUCCGACUUUGUGGACAAGGCGCUGUGCAGACUGCAACAACACCCUGAUGGCGUUCACCUGAUCAUGGACGAGCCCUUGGUGGUUGAGGCCGUGGAGGAGGAACUGAAGUCUUCGGGCAAGGAUCCUACGUUCAUCGACAAGUUCCAGUUCCAGAUCGACGAGAUCAACACAGCCAGUGGAUUUGGAUACAUGGGCAGUGGCAUGACUGCCGAUCUUGCCUUCCUUACUGCUUGUCCUCCUCUGGUUUUCCCUGAUAAACGGUACGCCGGCUCUCUCGCGAUCAAGUUUUACAGCAACGAUGUGCCUCAGGUCAAGCACAAGGAGAACGAGACCUCCAGUGAUAUCCGAGCGUGCUUCUUGAUGACGGACGGUGACAAGUUGAACUCAACCUUGGCAGCCACUCGACACUCCUAUGAGAAUGCAGGCAUCCCCUCCAAUGUUAAGGGAAUUUUGCGCAUUCACUUGGAGUUUCCGCGCGUCAAGGGAGUGAAGCCGGUCACUCAAGUCAGGAAGGAUCCGACGACUCGUGCUAUAGAUGUGAUGGUGUACAUCAACAAUGAGAACAUGGACAGCUUUUUCGAAGAGAGUAUCAAAGCAUACAGGAGAGAUAUGAUCAAGCUGAAGAAGCUGAUCAAGUAUGUCUGCGUCUCAUAA